Salarias fasciatus (jewelled blenny) is the source of this 5152-nucleotide messenger RNA. It is a transcript of the gene itga4, whose product is annotated as integrin alpha 4. The coding region runs from base 415 to 3507 and encodes 1030 amino acids. The record is from RefSeq and is a predicted model, not a curated record. Gene Ontology annotation, molecular function: integrin binding. The transcript is spliced from 29 exons. Gene Ontology annotation, biological process: cell-cell adhesion; cell adhesion mediated by integrin; cell-matrix adhesion. Gene Ontology annotation, cellular component: external side of plasma membrane; integrin complex. NCBI's taxonomy places the organism in Eukaryota, Metazoa, Chordata, Actinopteri, Blenniiformes, Blenniidae.
CGCGCUCGGCUUCUUCUCAGUUUCAUUGACUUCAGUUGAAACUCAGCUGAACUUCACUUUUUUUUUAAUGUAGUUGUUCUUACCGCUUUAAUUGGACUUUUUCUCCGUUUCUCGCUCCGUCCACUUCACGCCGUCCCUCGUGCGUCUCGCGGGCUGUCAGGACGCCGGCGGCUCCUCCUCGUGCGCGGAGCAGCAACAGGAGGGUUCGGCGCUCACCGGGAUUCACCGGGAGGGAUUCACCGGGGACUUCUCCCACCAGCCGCGGCUCCUCCCGGCUCUCUGCGUCCGGAGCCGGAGCUCCCCUCCUCCGCCGGGACAUCCGCAGCGUGACCCGGGAUAUCUGCUGUCUGACCCGGGACGGCUCCCCGCGGACCGCCGCUGGAUGAACGCGGCGUUCGAGAGGCUGUCCUCAUCAUGCACCCUUCGGCUGUGUGCCUGAGUCUGCUCUGCAGCAGCGCGGUCCUGCUCCUGGUCCCCUCUGUGAUCAGCCCAGCUGCAGGAUACAACCUGGACCAGGACCACAGUCUGGAGUUCAGCGGCCCCUCCUCCUCCAUGUUUGGAUACUCCGUCCUGUUGCAUCGGCAUGGAGCUCAAAGCUGGUUGGUAGUUGGAGCUCCAGUUGCAAACUCGUCCACCAGUCCAUCAGCUCGGUCUCCAGGAGCCAUUUUUCGCUGCGGCAUCGCAGCUGAUUCAAGCCACUGCCACCACAUGCAUUCAGAGGUGCAGCAUUGUGGGAAGACGUGUGAAGCAGAGAGCGAUCACCAGUGGCUUGGCGUUAGUCUGUCCAGACAGCCUGGAGACAACGGAGGACACAUCCUGGCCUGUGCUCACCGCUGGAAGAACGUCUUCUAUUCAAGGAAGGACAGUCAGAACAACAAGCUGCCUAACGGGGUCUGUUAUCGCUACGGCAACGACCUGAGACAUCCCCAGCCCAUCAUCCCCUGCUACAGAGACUACCAGAGGAAGUUUGGGGAGGAUUAUGGAUCAUGUCAGGCUGGAAUUUCCAACUUCCUGACAGAGGACCUGAUCAUCAUGGGGGCUCCGGGGACGUCUUACUGGAUGGGAUCCGUCCUGGUCUACAACACGUCCAGCAGGAGGAUGUCGGUUUAUCUGGAUGACGAUGACACUGGAGUUGUCCGAUUUGGAAGCUACCUGGGUUACUCUGUCGGAGCCGGUCACUUCCUGAGCCCCACCUCUGUGGAGGUGUUGGGUGGAGCUCCACAGUACAACCAGAAGGGAAAGGUCUUCAUCUUCGUGGUAGAUGACACCAUGCUGCGGCCCGUCUCGGAAGUUUCUGGAACAGAGCUGGGAUCGUACUUCGGCUCCAGCGUGUGUGCGGUGGAUCUGAACGCUGACGGUCUGUCUGACCUGCUGGUCGGCGCUCCCAUGACGACGGGGACCACCAGAGAGGAGGGGAGAGUCCACGUGUACAUCAACCAGGGACAGGCGAAGCUGCAGGAGGCGGAGUUUCAGCUGACGGGCAGCGACGCCUACGCCGCCCGGUUUGGGGAGACCAUCGCUGACCUGGGAGACCUGGACGACGACGGGUACCCCGAUGUGGCUGUUGGAGCCCCACAGGAAGACGAUCUGAGAGGAGCCGUUUACAUCUACAACGGCAGGAAGGAGGGAAUCUCACCAACUCCAUCUCAGAGGAUUUCUGGCUCCUCCCUGGGUCGUGACUUCAGGAUGUUCGGCCAGUCACUGAGCUCCGGCGUCGACAUCGACGAUAAUGGCUACCAGGAUGUGGCGGUUGGUGCCUUCCUGUCGGACUCGGCCGUGGUCCUCAGGACCCGUCCAGUGAUUCAGGUGAAGGCGUCUCUGACGCUGCCUGAGUGGAUUGACCAGCGGGUGGCGCUGUGCAAAGAGCACAAGACCCCAACCGUCUGUUUCAACGUGACCGUCUGCUUCAGCGUCAAGUCCAGACAGUUCAAAGGCGCUAUAGACCUGCAGUACAAUUUGACCUCUGACCUCCUCCAUAAGCCGUCCUUCCCCCAUCGCUUUUAUUUUCACGGCAACGGGUCGUCCAACAGCACACGGGGACGCGUGAGAGCUCGACAGGGCAGCCUCACGUGCACAACGCACGUGGCUUAUCAGAGGAAGGACGUGAGGGACAUUUUCACUCCAGUACACUUUGAGGUUUCCUACAGUCUCGGAGAGACACACAGACAAAGAGCCUCCUCCAAGACCUUCCCGCCGCUGAGGCCCAUCCUGCAGCAGAGCGCCGGACUCCGCAACACCAUCGCCAACCAGACGUCGUUCGCCCGUUCCUGCUCUCUGGCGAACUGUUCCACCAACAUGCAGCUGUCCACUCAGCUGGUGCUGCCACACGAGCAGCAGUACUUCGCUCUGGGCUCUGGAGAGACCAUCACCUUGAAGACCUCGCUGCUGAACGCCGGAGACGACGCCUUCCUGCCGCGACUGACGCUGCGAUUCCCCAACAACAUCCACUACAUUAAAGUCCUGCAGAAUCAGGACAACGCCGUCAGCUGUGACGUGACGGAGGAAGUCAACUCUACAACAGUGACCGUGGACUGCGGCGUCACCAGCCUUCUCCUUCCAGCUCGCUCCCAGCUUAAUAUCAGCUUCCUCCUGGACGUGAGCCAGAACAGCACGCCUGCUGACGCCUUCAUCCACCUCAACACCAGCAGCGAUAACUAUGAGAGAGACGAUUACCUCCACGACAACUCCGUCAGCCUCCUCCUUCCUCUCAAAUAUGGAGUCAAUGUCAACAUCCAUGGUUUUGUGAGUCCCUCCUCUUUUGUGUUCGGAGACGAAGACACCAUCCCAGCUGACUGCUACCCUGAAAAAUUCAAUUACACAUACAAGGUGUUGAACUCUGGCCCCAGCAGGUCGGUCAACACUGUGGUGGAGAUCGCGCUGCCAAAGAUCCUGACGCCGUACAGGCACCGGCUGCUGCAGGUGGUCGACUGGCAGUCGACUCAGGGAGUCUGCUCCAUCAGCGACUCCACCGUGUCGGUCAUCGAGGACUGCGACGUCCCCCAGGCCUCCUUCAUCAAGCAGCUCGUCUUCUUCUUCUCCGCGUCUUCCACCCGCAGAAUGUUCUGCGGCCGCCGUGACGAGCUGUGCGAGCGGCUGCUGUGUCGCCUCGGCAACCUGGAGGCGACGAGAGACGCCACCAUCCAGCUGGAGGUCAGCCUGAACCCCGCCGUGCUGCUGCAGGCUCCGGGUCGUCAUGGCGUCAUGCGGCUGGAAAGCACGGCGCUGAUGUCUUCUCCCACAGCGGAUCCACACACCAUCCUCAUCCAGGACCAGCCCCUCACACAGGUGUUGGUGGAAGCCGUUUUUACCCAGAAGCCCUCAACAGCGGUGAAGAUCUUCAUCAUCGUGGUCAGUUUGGUUUUGGGACUGAUGAUCCUCGCUGCGCUCAUCUGGUGUUUGUGGAAGGCUGGUUUCUUCAAGAGAGACUUCCAGAAGAAGGAGGAGGAGUUCAACAGAGACAGCUGGGAUUACGUUCCGAAACUCGAUAAAAGAGAGAGCACGUCCUAACCCUGACAUUGACCCCUGACCUGAGGGCGGAGUUCACGCCGGAGCCGUGCAGCGGCGCUCGCGAGACGCUGGAUGCUGUCGCUCUUUAACGUCACCCCUGUUCCACGCCGCGGGUCUGACGGGGGUUUCAAACUGUUCGGCCUGCUGUGGCCUCAGACUGCUGCAGCAGCGAAGGAGCAUCACUGACAAGGGAGGUGGACCUGAAGAGGUCACAUCUGGACCAAUCACAAGCUCUCCUGGGAUGUGACGCCUUCAGCGAGGAGGGUUUCCAUUUUGACUCUUUUGGGUUUUUUUUUUUUUUUUUAAGGAUGGAACAAACCAAAGAAAGUGACUUUGUGGUUUUCUCAGGGGAUGGAUACCUGGCCUCUGAUUGGCUCAUACGUCUGGGAAACCUUUUGAUCACACACACACACACACACACACACAGAGGAGAACUCACUGGCUUCUUGGUGCUCGUCUCCCUCGCUGGAUGUCAUCCAGACAGGAGAGUGACGAAACUCAGCGAAGCUUCUGUUGUCUGACGGUCUGUGAACGCAUCUUAAACUGAGCGCCAUCGCCACGUUCCUGCUGCUUGCUUUGAGCUUCAGCUCUUAAAUGUCCACACAGCAACAUUUAAACUUUGUCUAAAUCCUCGUGAUCGGCUCAUUUCAAAAAAGAACAAACGUUCUGUUCAAACUUCAGGGCAACGCAGAGCCAGUUUGGCUUCACGCUGGUCACAGGGUUACUUACAUCCUGCCUCAGAUUCAGGAAGAUAUUACGGGAAUGAUAGUUUUAGUAACAAUGCACUUGUAAGAUAAAAGAAGAAAACAUUUUUUCCUCCAUAGACUAUAAUUUUGUAGUUCUAACUUUACAAUAGAAAACAUUUCACAAGACAGUUCACACCAGUGGAAUGGGAAGGUUUCCAAAUCUGAGACAUUUAAGGACAUACAAACAAAACUUGAAUCUUCUGAACUAAGUUUUCAUGAAUCAUGUUUACUGAGUCAGUCAGGUCUUCAUGGGAUGUAAUGUUCUACAUAUUUAUUUACUCUCCCAGAACCAACAUCCCAGACAGUCUCGUCAAGUUUUCAACCACUCUCUUUGUGAUUUGUAUUUUUCUCACCUGCUUAGAAAAAGAAGCUGAGAGAAAAGUCGUUAAUUCUUCUUCAUCGUCAUUCUUUUCCUCCUGAAGUCUGAUUUUUAAACAAGAAAUGGAAUAACAAGUGUGUGUGUUCCAUCACCCUCUGAGGAGCAGACAUGAUGUGCCUUUAACACGACUGUACGUGUUGGAGAUUUAACUUCUUGUUUUUAAAGAUAGUACUGAAAGAUUUCAAGAAGCAGCAGAGUGAAAGUUCAUGAAAAGGUUUCACAAAGGAAAUGACAGAUCGAGCGACCGGGGUGAUUCACAGACGACUUCUUGGAACCAGCAUUUAAAAAUCAUAAUGAAUUAUUGGAAGUGUUGGUUUAACUGUAUGUGGACGGAAACGGCUGGAGCAGCUGCCGUUCUCCCCUCUGCUCUUUCAGAACAAAAGCACAUCACACUGAGACAAGUGUUUCAAAUAUGUUAAUUCAUGACGUUGUUGUUGUUGUUUAUGUGAAGUGGUUCUGCACUGGAGAGUCUCACUGCUUUAUCGACACUUUUCUAUUAAAAUAAAAAGAUUUUCUAUUU